AUGAGAAAUCUGAUACGGAGGCUGGUCUUGCGACUCGCAUUCCUCUUUUGCUUUUUGCAACUUUGCCAGGCCAAAACAGUCACCCUUGACUUCAACGUUACCUGGGUGAAUGCAAAUCCAGAUGGGCUUGCCGAGAGAAAGGUCGUCGGUAUCAAUGGGCAAUGGCCAUUACCUGUCAUAGAGGUUGACAAGGGUGACCAACUUAUUGUCAAUACACACAAUGCCCUAGGGGAUAAGUCUACCUCUAUUCACUGGCAUGGCAUGUACCAAAAUGGAACGAAUGAUAUGGACGGGCCGUCCAUGGUCACUCAGUGCCCGAUCCCACCUGGUGCUUCCUUCACGUACAACUUCACCGUGAACCAGAAUGGAACGUAUUGGUACCACUGCCAUACCGACUAUUGCUACCCAGAUGGGUACCGCCAGGCCUUGAUCGUUCACGACAAGGACUCGUACUUCAACGACAUGUACGAUGAAGAAUAUACAGUCACAAUGAGUGAUUGGUAUCACGACUUGAUGGAAGAUAUUGCGCCGAAAUUCAUCAACAUGGACAAUCCCACUGGCGCGGAGCCGAUUCCACAGGCCUUCCUUUUCAAUGAUACUAUGAAUAGUAGUAUCCCGGUUGAAGCUGGCAAAACUUACUUGUUCCGGUUGAUAAAUAUUGGAGCCUUCGUUGCACAAUAUUUCUAUAUUGAAGACCAUACGUUUCGCAUCGUUGAGAUCGAUGGUGUGUACACGGAGCCCACCGAGGCUGAGAUGCUCUAUAUUGCCGUCGCGCAGCGCUAUGCGAUCCUUGUGACAAUGAAAAAUUCAACGGAGAAGAAUUACCCUAUUGUGACCGUCGCAGAUUCCGUUCUUCUUGACACAAUUCCAGAAGAUCUCCAACUGAACAACACCAACUGGCUAGAAUACAAUGCAGCCUCGGCUCAUCCGCAAGCUGUCAUGAAAGUGGACGUCGCAUCGGAUCUCAAUCCCUAUGACGAUUUCACCCUUGUUCCUUACGACAAGAAGCCACUUCUCCCAGAUGCUGAUAUGACUAUUGAUCUUACGGUCAUCAUGGACAAUCUUGGCAAUGGUGCAAGUUACGCGUUCUUCAACAACAUCUCUUACACGAAGCCCAAGGUCCCAACUCUAUACUCUGUGCUGUCAUCUGGCAACCUCUCUACCAACCCCGAAGUAUACGGAGACUACACCCACCCUUUCGUUUUAGGCCACAAUCAGAUUGUGGACAUAGUUCUGAACAAUGGUGACACCGGAUCCCAUCCCUUCCAUCUUCACGGUCACCAAUUCCAGGUCAUUGAACGGUUCCCUUCGUAUGGAGAACAUUUCUAUGACUAUGCCGAUGGCGACCCCGCGAGACACUUUGGUCCUCCCCCUCAGGGCUACUUUGUGGUCCGAUUUGUUGCCGACACUCCAGGUGUCUGGCUGUUCCAUUGUCACAUCGACUGGCAUCUCUCCCAGGGUCUGGCUUUGACUUUGAUUGAAGCCCCUGAGCAGAUCCAGGAUCGUUUGUCUGUCCCAGAGAACCAUUACGAUGUUUGCAACGCCGCUGGCGUAAAACAUGAGGGCAAUGCUGCAGGUAAUACGGAGGAUUAUCUUGACCUAGAUGGUCAGAAUAAGCAGGUAGACUGGUUGCCUGCCGGGUUUACUGCUAAAGGUAUAGUUGCCAUGGUGUUUUCUUGCGUUUCUGCUUUCUUAGGCAUGGCUUUCAUCACUGUAUAUGGAAUGUCCGGCAUAAAGCAGAUCAACCAGUCAAACCAGGCAAACCGUGCUACCACUUCCCCUGAUGAAACCUCUUGA
Messenger RNA from Penicillium brevicompactum, 1797 nucleotides. RefSeq names its product multicopper oxidase. Gene Ontology annotation, molecular function: ferroxidase activity; copper ion binding. Gene Ontology annotation, biological process: cellular response to iron ion starvation; reductive iron assimilation. Gene Ontology annotation, cellular component: high-affinity iron permease complex. The transcript is spliced from 2 exons. The coding region runs from base 1 to 1797 and encodes 598 amino acids. The record is from RefSeq and is a predicted model, not a curated record. Lineage: Eukaryota; Fungi; Ascomycota; Eurotiomycetes; Eurotiales; Aspergillaceae.